This is a messenger RNA of Spathaspora passalidarum NRRL Y-27907, 384 nucleotides long. RefSeq lists its product as uncharacterized. The coding region runs from base 1 to 384 and encodes 127 amino acids. Lineage: Eukaryota; Fungi; Ascomycota; Pichiomycetes; Serinales; Debaryomycetaceae. The transcript has a single exon. The record is from RefSeq and is a predicted model, not a curated record.
AUGUCACAUCAAGAUCUACUAACCCAAGCUAAGCAGAAUCAAAUAAAUGACCUUCGGCAAUCAACCGCAUACUCGAAACAGCUAGCAACAACAAUACACACACUUAUUAGAUCAAAUUCAAGCACAUCCAACAGCCUAAUAGACAAGAUCACCACAAUACAUCAGUUAAAUAACGAAAUUGAUCGACAGUUGAAUAAUGAUUUAGCCAAGAGUUAUACAGAAUUGAUGAAGUAUAAGCGAAGAUUAAACAAGGUAAUUAAUGAAUGUCAUGCUAUUAUGUAUCAUAAAGAUGUUAGUAUCAUCAAUAAAAUACAGUCAAGAGUAGAGUUAAUUGACCAGGAUUUAAGGAUAUUAGAACAGACAUUAACUUUGGUCAAAAGGUGA